AUGUUCCUCCGUACGAUCCGCCGUCUCCCCACCAAACCCUCUCUCCCCCUCCGUUCCUUCUCAACACGCGCUACCCUCCUCUCGGACAAGCCUCCCUUUGCAUUCGCGAACUCCCCGGCUCCCCCGCGCCUCCCCAAGGAAGAACAAGAGAUUUUCGAAGAACUCCAACGCAAGUCCACCGGCGCAUUCAGCACCCCGCAGAUCAACCAAUCGCCCGACUCGGAGCCCGCCGUGGCAGCCGAAAUCAAUGCCACCGGCAAGGGAGAGGAGCUUCAUCCUGAUGUGAAGCCCGGAUUGAAGCCCGAGUUCGAGGGAGAGAAGAACCCCAAGACUGGGGAGGUUGGAGGACCGAAGAACGAGCCUCUGCGGUGGGGUGCCGAGGGAGAUUGGAGCUAUGGUGGACGUGUUACGGAUUUCUAA
Molecule: messenger RNA, 420 nt
Organism: Aspergillus ibericus CBS 121593
Lineage: Eukaryota; Fungi; Ascomycota; Eurotiomycetes; Eurotiales; Aspergillaceae
Product: succinate dehydrogenase assembly factor 4
Exons: 1
Coding region: 1-420 (139 amino acids)
Biological process (GO): mitochondrial respiratory chain complex II assembly
Cellular component (GO): mitochondrion
Source: RefSeq, a predicted model, not a curated record